Molecule: messenger RNA, 1170 nt
Organism: Cooperia oncophora
Lineage: Eukaryota; Metazoa; Nematoda; Chromadorea; Rhabditida; Trichostrongylidae
Source: the annotation of a GenBank genome assembly
AUGAGCUCCCUGUCAUCGAAUAUCCUCUUCAGCAGCAUCGCCUAUUUCCCUACUUGGCUGGUCAUUACACGAUACGGCUGUUUCAUAGGAAAACAUAAAUCGUUACUCUUCAGACUCAUGGAGCAUUUCACGAACUACAUUAUGCGUGUGAUGCAAAACGAGAAGUCGGAUGAACUGGCGGAAUUCUCCAGAGAGAUUCAUGCACUCUCAGCAGUAGCGAAACCUGUGUCGACUUGGUUCGGAGUCGAAGCACUUGGUGAGGCACGACGAGCUUGUGGAGGUCAUGGUUUCCUAUACAGCUCAAGACUGAAUGAACUGCGCGACAGUUUCGAUCCGUCUCAAACUUUUGAAGGAGAGAACUACAUGAUUUUGCAGCAGACCAGCAAUAUUCUGCUUUCCAAGAUGCGAUCUCCAAAAACACCGACACCAAUGGGCACAUUUGACUUCCUUUAUGAGACACCAAAACAGUUCAGUGCUUUCACUGACGACAUAGUCAAAGAUACAAUGGAUACAUAUAAAUGGUUGAUUCAUUACUACCUCAAACAAACCGCCACUGAUUUGGAUGUCGAGAUGAGCAAGAAUAAAGGAUGCACAUUCUCUGCUCGCAAUAACGUUCAGGUGCAUAGAGCUCAGCAACUCUCCAUCACUUACGCCGAGUUAACGAUUGUCAGUUGGAGCCGAGAGUUUGUUGAUGAAGUUGAAGAGCCAUCGAUCAAGGAGGUACUCUAUCGCCUCAUUGCUCUUUAUGGCCUGUUUUCUCUUGAGAAGCACCUUGCCACUUGUUACAUGGGUGAGUUCUUGACUUUUGUUCUAUCUGAAGCAUUUUUAAUCAGAGCGCACGGGGACAUCAUGAUCAGAGCGCCAUUAUGUCUUCUAUGCGCUUCGAUACUUCCUAUUCAGGUGGCUACUGCUCCUGGACCGAAGUUUGGAGAAACUAUCCGUCAGAAUAUUCGACAGCUCGAAGGCGAAAUCUACGCGGACGCUGUGACAUUGGUCGAUGCUAUUGCUCCACCAGACUUCGUUCUGAACUCGGCACUGGGCGCCAGCGACGGCAGACCGUACGAUCAUCUGAUGCGUGAAUUCCGUAAGCACACGAAUCCUCGGCCACACUGGUGGGAAGAUCUGAGCGCUUUCUUGGAGGAGAACAAAAAGCGGUCAAGUAAACUUUAA